Molecule: messenger RNA, 1479 nt
Organism: Siniperca chuatsi (mandarin fish)
Lineage: Eukaryota; Metazoa; Chordata; Actinopteri; Centrarchiformes; Sinipercidae
Exons: 5
Coding region: 420-1277 (285 amino acids)
Source: RefSeq, a predicted model, not a curated record
AUUAGAUUAGAUUUUUUACAGAUGGGUUUUUCCAUUCCCACGCCUACUUUACUCCCAUUCGCUCCUGCUCACCACGCAUGCUUCACGCUCAUUGACUCCUGCUAACCACGCCUGCAUUACGCUCAUUGCUCCAUGCAUAAUGUCACGCAAUUCCGGCGCCACGCACUUCUGGUGUGACGCACUUCCGGGGUCACAGGUCACCAUCCAUCAAUCAUCCAUCAAUUAAAAAGUGACAGACAUCCAUAAUAAUUUGGGCCAGCAUGUAUGAUGAUUUGAGAUACACUUUCAGUAGUACCAAGACUUCUCUACUGGGGGUGAGAUGACAAUGGCGGACUGAAUCCUGACAGGCCUCAACUGACCCUGUGGGACCAAAAGCACACAGAACAUGUUGGAAAAAUGCUGAUAUCCAACAAUUUUGAAUGAAGAAGCCUGCUAAAAAGGAGAUCUAUGCCAUUUCUGGGAUCUAUCUAACAAGGGCGAGGUGGGAGACUUGGGGCGGACGGCCCGGGGGCUGGACAAGUGCGGAGCUGAGGGCCUCGGGGCUGAUCUCCGGAGGCCGGCGACGAAGACGGAAUCCUCCGGGAGGCCGGUGGCGAAGACCAAGAGUCUCUGGAGGCCGGCGGCGGACGCUGAACCUUCCGGGAGGCGUGCCCAUCCACCCAGGGACCAACGGCGGCACAGCGGGGCCGGGGACCGACAACGAGACGUCAGGACGGGGAGACGGCGACUGGAUACCAGGGCGUGGAGCCGGCGGGACAUCAAGACAGGGCGGCGAGGCGGCAGAGCCGGGAGCCGGCAACGGCGGGACACCAAGGCAGUGCGGCGAGGCGGCAGAGCCGGGAGCCGGUAGCAAGGCGGCUGGACAUGGAGCUUCUUGCUCUGGAGCAAGAAGCUGCUGCGAUCCAGCAGGGACUGGAGCAAGGGGCUGCUGCGACCCAGCAGGGACCGGAGCAAGGGGCUGCUGCGACCCAGCAGGGACCGGAGCAAGGGAACUGCUGCGAUCCAGCCGGGAAAGCAGUCGACUGCGAUCCAGCAGGGGGUCCAGGGGGCUGCUGAGGUCCGGCGGAGAGUCCAGGGUGCGGCUGAUAUCCAGCGGCAGCGACGACAGGGUGCGGCUGCGAUCCAGCGGCGGAGGCAAGGACAGGGUGCGGCUGCGAUCCAGCGGCGACAGGGAGCAAAGGCUGCCGCGAUCCAGCGGCGGAGGCGAGGACGGGGUGCGGCUGCGAUCCAGCGGCGGAGGCGAGGACGGGGUGCGGCUGCCAAGAGCUGGGUGGUGAGUCGGGAGACCUGCUGGGUUCCCUGAAUGAUUUGGGAAACCAUGGCCUGAUGGCUGUCUGUCAGAAACUGGAGUAAGUGUUCAUGCCGGCCUACCAGAAUCUCUCUGUUAGCCAGUGCUAAGUGGUAGGGUGCUACCUCCGGGUCUUUACCUGCUGGGUCCAUGUUUGGUCGGAUCAUUCUGUCGUGAGGCGAGGUGCUAUA